CCGGGGAAAGUGAGUUGCGUGGGCGCCGCGACCCGGAGCGCAGAGCCGGGAGCGCAGAGCCGAGCAGUGGCGCGUGCGGCCGACCCUGGGGUCCUGUCUCUCCUGGGGGUGGCAAGUCCCAUUUACCCGAAGAGGAAGUAGAGGCCCAGAGAAGGACCAUGGGCUCCAUGUUCCGGGGUGAGGAGGUGGCGCUGGUCCAGUUCUUCCUGCCCACAGCUGCUGCCUAUACCUGUGUGAGUCAGCUUGGCGAGCUGGGUCUCACGGAGUUCAGAGACCUCAAUGCUUCGGUGAGCGCCUUCCAGAGACGCUUCGUGGGGGAUGUUCGGCGCUGUGAAGAGCUGGAGAAAACCUUCACGUUCCUGCAAGAGGAGGUGCGGCGGGCUGGGCUGGUGCUGCCCCCACCCGAGGGGAGACUGCUGGCACCCCCACCCCGUGACCUGCUGCGCAUCCAGGAGGAGACGGAUCGCCUGGCCCAGGAGCUCCGGGACGUGCGGGGCAACCAGCAGUCCCUGCGGGCCCAGCUGCACCAGCUGCAGCUGCAUUCCGCCGUGCUGGGCCAGGGCCACCACCUCCCGUUGGCAGCCGCCCCCACGGAUGGGCUCUUGGAAAGAAGUCCCCUGCUCCAGCCCCCGGGGGGGCCCCACCGGGACCUGAGAGUCAACUUCGUGGCAGGGGCUGUGAAGCCCACCAAGGCCGCCGCCCUGGAGCGCCUGCUCUGGAGGGCCUGCCGGGGCUUCCUCGUCGCCAGCUUCAGGGAGACGGAGCAGCAGCUGGAGGACCCGGUGACGGGUGAGCCUGCCACGUGGAUGACCUUCCUCAUCUCCUACUGGGGCGAGCAGAUUGGGCAGAAGAUCCGCAAGAUCACGGACUGCUUCCACUGCCACGUGUUCCCGUUCGUGGAGCAGGAGGAGGGCCGCCUCGGAACCCUGCAGCAGCUGCAGCAACAGAGCCUCGAGCUGCAGGAGGUCCUGGGGGAGACGGAGCGCUUCCUGAGCCAGGUGCUGGGCCGGGUGCAGCAGCUGCUGCCGCCCUGGCAGGUGCAGAUCCGCAAGAUGAAGGCCGUGUACCUGGUGCUCAACCAGUGUAGCGUGAGUGCCACCCACAAGUGCCUCAUCGCCGAGGGCUGGUGCGCCUCCAGCGACCUGCCCACCCUGCAGCAGGUGCUGCAGGGCAGCUCGAGUGAGGCGGGUGUGAGCGCCGUGGUUCACCGCAUCCCCUGCCGGGACAUGCCCCCCACACUCAUCCGUACCAACCGCUUCACGGCCAGCUUCCAAGGCAUCGUGGACGCCUACGGCGUGGGCCGCUACCAGGAGGUCAACCCAGCGCCCUACACCAUCAUCACCUUCCCCUUCCUCUUCGCCGUGAUGUUCGGGGACGUGGGCCACGGGCUGCUCAUGUUCCUCUUCGCCCUGGCCAUGGUGCUCGCUGAGAACCGGCCGGCCGUGAAGGCGGCGCAGAACGAGAUCUGGCGGACCUUCUUCAGCGGCCGCUACCUGCUGCUGCUCAUGGGGCUGUUCUCCGUCUACACCGGCUUCAUCUACAACGAGUGCUUCAGCCGCGCCACCACCAUCUUCCCCUCGGGCUGGAGCGUGGCGGCCAUGGCCACCCAGUCUGGCUGGAGCGACGCGUUCCUGGCCGAGCACCCACUGCUCACCCUGGACCCCGCGGUCGGCGGUGUCUUCCUGGGACCCUACCCCUUCGGCAUUGACCCCGUCUGGAGCCUGGCCGUUAACCACCUGAGCUUCCUCAACUCCUUCAAGAUGAAGAUGUCCAUCAUCCUCGGGGUCACCCACAUGACCUUCGGGGUGGUCCUGGGAGUCUUCAACCACGUGCACUUUGGCCAGUGGCACCGGCUGUUCCUGGAGACGCUGCCCGAGCUGAUCUUCCUGCUGGGGCUCUUCGGCUACCUCGUCUUCCUGGUCAUCUACAAGUGGUUGAGCGUCUCAGCGGCCGGCGCUGCGGCAGCCCCCAGCAUCCUCAUCCACUUCAUCAACAUGUUCCUCUUCUCCCGCAGCCCCACCAACCAGCCCCUCUUCCCCGGGCAGGAGGUGGUGCAGUCUACACUGGUGGUCCUGGCCCUGGCCACCGUGCCCGUCCUGCUGCUCGGCACACCCCUGUUCCUGCGCUGGCAGCGCUGUCGCCCACUGAGGCCCACUGGCCGCCAGCCGGAAGACGACAAGGCCGGGAUUCUGGACGCCUCCGACGCCUCCGUGGCUGGCUGGGGCUCUGAUGAGGAGAAAGCGGGGUGCCCAGGGAACGGAGAGGAGGCCGAGUUCGUCCUGUCCGAGGUGCUCAUGCACCAGGCCAUCCACACCAUCGAGUUCUGCCUGGGCUGCAUCUCCAACACGGCCUCCUACCUGCGUCUCUGGGCCCUGAGCUUGGCCCACGCCCAGCUGUCGGAGGUCCUGUGGGCCAUGGUGAUGCGUGUGGGCCUGCGCAUGGGCCGUGAGUUGGGCGUGGCGGCCGUGGUGCUGGUCCCCAUCUUCGCCGCCUUCGCCGGGUUGACCGUGGCCAUCCUGCUGGUGAUGGAGGGGCUCUCGGCCUUCCUGCACGCACUGCGGCUGCACUGGGUAGAGUUCCAGAACAAGUUCUACCUAGGCAGUGGCUACAAGCUGAGCCCCUUCACCUUCGCGGAGGAGGACUAGCGCCCCCCUGUGGCCACGCCCGGGUCCCUGCCCUUACCUGCGGAGACAAUAAAGAUGGACUAGGAA
This is a messenger RNA of Leptonychotes weddellii (Weddell seal), 2711 nucleotides long. RefSeq names its product T cell immune regulator 1, ATPase H+ transporting V0 subunit a3 (gene TCIRG1). Gene Ontology annotation, molecular function: ATPase binding; proton-transporting ATPase activity, rotational mechanism. Lineage: Eukaryota; Metazoa; Chordata; Mammalia; Carnivora; Phocidae. The record is from RefSeq and is a predicted model, not a curated record. Gene Ontology annotation, biological process: proton transmembrane transport; vacuolar acidification. Gene Ontology annotation, cellular component: vacuolar proton-transporting V-type ATPase complex; plasma membrane; vacuolar proton-transporting V-type ATPase, V0 domain.